AAGGAAUUUAUAAAGUAAAGAAGAAGAAAAUCCUUAAUUUAUAAGCUAGAAGAUUAUGAUUAUCUAUAUAAUUACUUUAUGUUUAUUCCUUUCCUAUCAAGAAACUGUUUCAGCGAAUAAUGAAACUUUCAAUUAUACCUUUUAUAAGAGCUUCAUAAAAAAUGUGGAUUUAGCAAAUAACGAAACCUUUAAUUAUACUUUGUAUAAGAGUUCUAUGGAAAAUGCUGAUUUAUUCGAAGGCGAUAUUAGAUUGGAUACGUCAUUUGGAGAGAGUCGAGCAGUUGUACUGAAUCAGAGUAAACUUUGGGAUGAUGGUAUAAUAUAUUACAAGUUUUCUCCUCGCUUAAAUAUUGGCAGAAAGAUUAAUUUAAUAACAAUUUUUCAAAUCGUCGAGCAUGUAACUUGCUUACGUUUUGUAUAUAGAAAAACAGAGGAUGAUUAUAUUUACAUACAGGAAGGGAAAGGAUGUAAUUCUAUGGUUGGAAAGGAAGGUGGACGUCAGAUUCUUAAUUUAGGAAGUGGAUGUUGGAACCUCGGAAUAAUAUAUCACGAAUUAGGCCACGUUAUUGGCUUGUAUCACGAACACAAUCGACCGGAUCGUGAUAAAUAUAUAAGAAUUUUAUGGAAUAAUAUUAGAGAUAGUUAUAUCACGGGUUUUGCGUUGUACGACGAGAACGACUUGAGAAUAUGUGACGAUUAUAGUUACGAUAGCAUUAUGCAUUAUGGUCCUAAAGCCUUCGCUAAAUAUGGUAAAGUAAGUUUCGAGCCAAUUCUUCCAAAUGUUACCAUUAAAGAAACUUACGAAUGGGAAUUUUACUCAGAAUCCGACAUUAAAUGUAUUAACAAGUUAUACAAUUGCGAAUAAAUUCUGUUGUGAAUAUAUAAAUAAAAUUUAGUUCAUUAUGUGAA
Molecule: messenger RNA, 909 nt
Organism: Centruroides sculpturatus (bark scorpion)
Lineage: Eukaryota; Metazoa; Arthropoda; Arachnida; Scorpiones; Buthidae
Product: astacin-like metalloprotease toxin 5
Exons: 6
Coding region: 56-865 (269 amino acids)
Biological process (GO): proteolysis
Molecular function (GO): zinc ion binding; metalloendopeptidase activity
Source: RefSeq, a predicted model, not a curated record